Molecule: messenger RNA, 696 nt
Organism: Penicillium argentinense
Lineage: Eukaryota; Fungi; Ascomycota; Eurotiomycetes; Eurotiales; Aspergillaceae
Product: yippee/mis18 family protein
Exons: 1
Coding region: 1-696 (231 amino acids)
Source: RefSeq, a predicted model, not a curated record
AUGUCGAAGGAGCAGGCCAAAAGUACGCCGUUAUUUCCACGAUUCCUUCUUCCCUCUUCCUCCCACGCAAAAAGCGGAGGGUUCUCCCCAACCCCGAGCUUCCGGGACCACACCGACAAGUACUUGGAUGGCCAUCUCUCUUACCUCCGCUGCUCUGAGUGUUCAGUACACCUCUGUCUGACGUCUCAAAUCAUCAGCAAAGGCUUCACGGGUCGUCAUGGUCGUGCAUAUCUUGUAUCAGCAGAGCCGGUAGCGAGCGCAGUCUCAGUCAGCCCAUCUUCGUCCACCACAAUCUCUCUGCCCAAUACCAUCUUACAGCGUCCGGUACCCCGCCAACUAGUCACGGGAGCACACACAGUGAGCGAUGUCGGUUGCGCAUUUUGUGGGAGUAUUCUGGGAUGGAAGUAUGUUGCUGCCGAAGAGGAAUCGCAACGAUACAAGGUGGGCAAGUUUAUUCUGGAGACCAAGAAAAUCACAACAUCCUCGUGCUGGGAGUCCCCACCAGAAGUCAAAGCCCCCACACCAGAGAAGGCCGAUUCGCAUGAGAAUAUGCUAGAAAGCCCGGAGCUUGAGUUUGAUAGCCAGGAUGAAGAUGAGUGUGAGGAUUUAUUCGCUGGUAUCUGGAGCCCUGGCCUGGCCAGCCGUCGCAGAUGUCGCAAGAUGGAACGAAGGCCUGCGAUGUUUGGUCUAUCAUGA